ACAUUCUGAUCAAAAAUCAAUGUUCUGCUAUUGUCUUCUCUUCCAUGACCAUUGGAGGUGGGGGGGCAUGAUGGUGGAAAGAGACAGAAUUAUAAGUGGAAGAUUGUCAGAUGGAGCCUUCACAAAAUUCCACGAAUCAGCCUAUCCUUUGAAAACAGUUCGCUCUUCAUACCCAAGGUGCUUUUAAAGGACCACAAUGACCAGCUUCCUGGCCUGUGUAGUGUUGCUUGUCAGAAUCAUCACAGCUAGGCCCACCGAGGAGACAAGUCCUGCCAUACCAGAAGAUGCCAAGGCCCCGUUCCUGCUGAUUCAGCAGAAUGUCUGGGAGGAAAACAUAAACCUUACUAGCUUGCCUUGUGAGGUGCUGAGGAACCAGACAUCAAUCACCUUGCACGUCCAGAAUCAAAAUCUCACUUCCUUCCCUAAAUGUCUGCCGGAGCUUCUGGAAAGUCUCGAUUUGAGUGUCAAUCUUUUGCCAGAAUUGAAAAGUCAAGAUGUGGCUUAUCUGCCCAAACUGCGAAUCCUUUCUCUGAGACAGAAUCAGAUCCGAAAGGUGAUAUGGGGGACUGGAACUCUCAGCCAUCUACAGUUCUUAGAUCUGAGCUUCAAUUUGCUCUCGGUUGUACCUUCCUGCAUUACUUCUUCUUUGGACAAUCUGAGGUGGUUGUCUCUAGCGGGAAACCCUAUCAGAGAGAUCCAGCCUUUCGCCUUCUCCUGCUAUCCUCAGCUGCAUUUCCUGAACUUGUCAUCCACAUGGCUGGGAAAAGAUGGGGAAAUGGGGAUUUCAGAAUCUGCUUUUGCAACGAACUUGUCCCACCAUCCAAAGUCUACUGAAGAAGCCAGAAAAUCUCCGAUCAACGUCCUUGACCUCAGUGCAACCUUUCUGGAGAGGAUUCACGAGGACUGGCUCAAAGAGCUGCCACAGCUCACCUCCUUCUACCUAACACAAAUGCCCAAACUAAGAAGAUUGGAUCCAGUUGUCUUCCGCAAUCUCCCCAUGCUAAGAGAAUUGAACUGCCAAGAGUCCCGUGCGCUAAGUCUAGUUGAAACCAAGUCAUUCCACCACAUACCUCUUGUGGCCUCCCUAAUAUUUAAAAACUGUAACUUGAGCAACUUCAGCCCAUGGAAUCUCACUUCAUCGCACAACCUCUCCAUCAACCUCUAUGGAAAUCCUUUGGUUUGUCAUUGUGAAAUUUCUUGGUUGCUGUCAAACCCUGAUACAGUCAUUCUACAGAGGGCAUCAGACACCAUGUGCUAUUCUUCUCCAGGAGAUAAAGAAGCAUCUUCAUCUAUGUUGUUAUCCAAACUCUAUGAUCAGUGUCAAGCUCAGACAACCAUGCAUUCGACCUUGUCUUUGGUUCAAGGCAAACUGUACCACACCCUUAACAGCAUCACUACAGAAAUAUUGGCCGACUCUAGUACGUUGCUUCAAAAGUCUCUCAGUGAUUCCUUCAUCCCUCAAAGCACAUCUUUUAUCUCAAGAGAAUUAACAAGGAAGGAUCCAAGUAAGACAGACAUUCUUGCUUACAAAGAGCAAGCAGUUCAUAGAUCUACUGAGCACCCACUGAUUAUUGCACCUCGUAUUACAGAGUUCUCAACAAUCCCGGGAAAACUCUCUACGGAGCAUCCUGAAGAUACCACAACACCGUACCAGUCCACUUUACACAGUUUCACAACUGAAUUGACAGGAACACCUUAUUUUGAAGUUUCCAGUGAUUUGUUCAUUCCAUACAGUAAAACAGAUUCAAACGAGAAUGAUCUAACCCUUCAGGAUCCCACCAAACCUACCUCCCUUCCAAAUCUUGCAUCUACUAAUAGUCUACCGGAUUAUACAGAUGACUAUGAUUAUGAAAACCAGCAAGUGGCAUCUGUAGCCCAGGCCAUGGAUUUGUGUGAUUAUGAUCCAUGCAGGCAUCUCCAGAAGCCUUGUGUUGAUCUCCAAAAGUUGUCUUCCUGCUUGUGCCCAGGCAUGUCAGAUGAAUUCACCGUCCCAGAUCCGCCAAGAUUUCAUGAAGUAUCUGAAAUGAGGGACACUUCAGCCCAGAUCCACUGGUGCUCCCCAAAUUCUGCAGUAAGAUUCUACCAGCUUGCUUACCGUCCUAAAGGCAGCAAAAAGAAUUAUACAAAUUCUGGAGAGAUUUAUACUACCGCUAGGCAAUACACUCUGUAUAACCUUCUUCCUGGUUCUACCUACCAGGUGUGUAUAAUUGCCUGGAACAAGGCAGGAUCAAGCCGAACUACAGGCUGGAAUGAGCAUAAUCCUCCAUGCAGCACCUUUGUCACAAAGUCCAGCUACACAUCUAUCUUUGCGGCUCUGUGCGCAACAAGUGGGCUCUUUCUCAUAGCUACCAUAUUACUGUCAGUAUGUCUGUGCAAAAAAUACAAGACACCACAUAUAGAGCAAUAUAACACACAUCUAGUAUCUUAUAAAAAUCCUGCUUUUGAUUAUUCCAUAAAAUAAAUCAGGGUAAUGAGACUGGCAUAAAUAUAGGCCAUUGUUGUAAACUGUUUACCCACUAUGAUCAUUUUCCCCCCCUAUUCCUCCUAUUUCCUCCCUCCCAAAAAAAGUUAGAUUUUUUUUUCAAUUGUUUUGCUUUAGUAUUGCUUUCUCCUUCUGAAAUUUCUUCUCCAAUUGAAGCAAUCAGAAAUUAUUUUUUCAAUAUUUAAAACUAUAAAAAAAUAGCAAACAACCACCACAAAUCCUCAAAAUUCGGGCUAUUUUUAGGAGGAGAAAACACUUAAUCCAGCAUGUAAAGUAUUUAAUCCAAUUAGCAGAAAUAUCAGACUUGCCAGCAGGAAUAAGAAACUGAUUCUUCUCUGUCCUCUUGAAGCUGCCACUAUGCCUGCUCUUUCGGGGAGUCCCUCAAUUCUCCAGAGUGGAUUUGAUGGGAGACCGCUAAAUGUUGGUUGGCCCAGAGUCCCAGACCCAUUGGAUAUGAACAUUUUCAUGGACCAAAAAGUGUUACCAGGACAAUGUCAUAUGAGUGUUACAAUGCUGUAGUGAGAAAGGUCAUCCAAGAACAUAAAAAUAUCACCUAUGCUACAUAUUUCAUGGAACUCAAAAGCUUUCAUUCCUUCCCAUCUUUCCCUAUUGCGUCAGAUUGGAUGUUUAUGUACUCAUAACUUAUUUGUGCUAUGGAAAGUGCCUCCAUAUGCAUAAAUCCACUAUACUUCCUUCACUCCAUAGAGGAUAUGUUUUGAGCAGUGAUAUCUAAGCAGGCUGCCAAGGGAGGAUGGGGUAUCGUUAUGAAAAUAUUUGGCAUCAUUGCUUCCAAACGGAGGAUGAAAUGGUCAGAUUUUAACAGAUGAAAGUUGUCCGUUUCACUUGGAAGUAUUACUGUUCCAAUGUUCUACUUGUUUACUGUAAGUAGAUAGAUCUUCCUUUUCUUCAUCAGAUCUGAUCUAUUGUCAAUAAUGUAUUCUGUUUGCCGGAACCAGGGAUCCAAAAUGCAGAUUCAGGUCCAUCCAAAGACCUGAGAAUGCUGAAUGCCACAUCACAAACUAUAGGUGAAACCCGGAAGGAAACCCACACAGAAUAAGAAAGAUUAAUCUGAUAGCCCUGGACUUCCAACCAUUCAUUUAGUGGUCACUGGAAGUUGCAACAGCACUGAAAAAAGUGAUGUGACCAUUUUUCACACAACCAUUGCAGCCCCCUUACGUCAAGUGAUCAAAAUCCGGACACUUGGCAACUUAGUUGGACUGUCCCUGGGUCAUACUUUUUGCAACCUUCUAACAAGCGAAGUCAAGGGGAAAGCACAAUCCUAAGUAUUUCACUUGGACAGUAGACCAUAUUACAUAGUUGUUUUAGCUAGCUGCACUCUGACUUACACAAUUAUUAUUUUCAGAAAUAUUUUUGAGGGAGUGGCCUCUAUUUUUUAUACUAUAAGAUUCUCUGAUAUAAAGGUCAUAUUUUGAGAAAAACUAGUCUUCCUUUUAGAUUAAUUUCAGUGUUUAAAAAUAAAUCUAAUUGUUUCCAGUGGGGCUUACUCUUAAAACUAUAUAAAGAAUUCUAGAAAAACGAAUGAUAUCUGAGCACUCUGCUCAGGAAGCAUGUCCUAUUAAACUUCCAAAUAAAUAUGUUUUGGUUUAAACUGUAAGCAUAAUUUCUUUACAGAAAUCACUUAAAACUCAGAAUGUUUAUCUUCUCCAACGUAUUUAUGUAUAUGAUCUCUGCCUUAAAUUCCAGGGUGAACCUGAAAUGUAGGAAUCAAUUUUUUUUUCUGAAUUUUUAUAAAAAAAGAAAAAAUUGCACCCCAAUUUUUGUCUUCUUAAUUUAUAUUUGUUUUCUUAAAUUCCAAAUGAAAUUAUUUCAGCUUCUUAGUAAAGAGGUAAAUGUUUAUACAAAGUUCCUUUCAAACUAGAAUGUAUUAUUUGUGGCAUUUAUUAAAAGAUCAACUGUGCAACUUGCUAUUUUCACUCAAUUUAUGUACUUUUGUCAAUGAUAAAAUAUCAAAUAUUUUGUAACAUACAUUUUAUUCCUUGCACAUUUGAGACAUGAAGGAAUCUUUCUGUUAAGGUUGCACAAUGUGUAGGAAAAUAAAUCAAAGGUUUAGAAAUUUUAAGCAUUACAAUCUCUAUACAAUAAAUGUGUAUUCAGAGAAGCUGAUUUAAUGUCUUAUUCUACCUGAAUUAUCCUAAAAAAUGUAAUUCAUUGUUAUAAAAUAAGAUUUUAAAUAUCAUUUUCUCAUGAUUUCAAGUAUCUAUCUGUUUCAUUUGGUAUGGAAAUGAGAGAUGGAACAGAUGAUGAUUACACAGUCAACAGAUAAUUCUGGCAAGAAAAUGAAGAAACAAAAUAAGAAAGUUAGGCAGCAUAGAGCAAUUAAUUUUCCUGCUUAGAUCCAAUUCCAGCUGCUAGAUCAGUGGUAGUCAACCUGGUCCCUACCGCCCACUAGUGGGCGUUCCAGCUUUCAUAGUGGGCAGUAGGGGUUUUGUCCGAUACUGAAGCACUUUCCUUUUUUUAAAUUUAACUGACUUUUUAAAAAUUUUCAUAGUAUUAUUUAAAAACAUUUUCAUUAGGUUUUCAUAAA
Ahaetulla prasina is the source of this 5027-nucleotide messenger RNA. It is a transcript of the gene LRRN4, whose product is annotated as leucine rich repeat neuronal 4. Lineage: Eukaryota; Metazoa; Chordata; Lepidosauria; Squamata; Colubridae. The record is from RefSeq and is a predicted model, not a curated record. The transcript has 5 exons. Gene Ontology annotation, molecular function: protein binding. The coding region runs from base 197 to 2461 and encodes 754 amino acids.